Messenger RNA from Papaver somniferum (opium poppy), 720 nucleotides. RefSeq names its product early nodulin-93-like. Lineage: Eukaryota; Viridiplantae; Streptophyta; Magnoliopsida; Ranunculales; Papaveraceae. The transcript has 4 exons. Bases 178 to 522 code for a protein of 114 amino acids. The record is from RefSeq and is a predicted model, not a curated record.
AUUGUUUCCGGUAAUAAAAAAAGAAAACAAAGAAAAAUUAAAACGCAACACGAGUCUGUCUCUGAAGUAUAAUGUUACCCCAGAAGAAAAUCUGAAAAUGGGAAUUACAUCAGUCUGAACUUUGAUUUUCAUUCAUUACCUUUUUUCGAAUUCGCUGGAGAAAAAGAAAACCUGAAAAUGGGAAUUACAUCAGUUAUUAAAGAUUCUUUGUUGAACAAAAAGCAAUCAAUUCUGAUUCCAACUUCUUACGAAGAACAGAGAAUUCUAAAUUCUAAAAGGUGUACUCAAGAAGGGGUUAGGGCUGGAACUAAGGCUGCUGUUAUCGCAGGUAUUGCUACUGCUGUGCCUACGUUGAUUGCUGUUCGAAAGGUUCCUUGGGCGAAAGCUAGCCUUAAUUAUACCGCUCAGGCACUUAUUAUAUCUGGAGCUUCCAUUGCUGCAUACUUUAUUACUGCAGACAAAACUAUCUUGGAGUGUGCAAGGAAAAAUAGCCGAGAACAGUAUGACAACCUGAAGAAAUAGCUUAACGCCCAGUCGAGCUAACCCCGACUCUCCUCUAUGCCUCUUAUCUUUCUCCUCCUUUUGGUAUAAGCAGUUUGGAAUAGUUUCGGGCUUUUCAUUUUGUUUUCUUUUAGCAGUUACAAGUUUUAUCCAUGUAAUGUAUAACAAAUCAGUGAAUCCUUUCAAGUUAUAAUAAAUUGUGUGCUAAGAUUAAUCCCC